AUGCAGGCAGUGGCCGAUGCGCGUGUGCUGCUGGCGUCAACCAAGGCGGCGGGCAUGGGCCUGAAUGUGACUUGCGCAUGCCGCGCCAUCAUCCUUGACGUCUGGUGGAACGGCGCCUUCGAGGACCAGGCGGUGGACCGCUGUCACCGGCUGGGGCAGACGCGCGAGGUGCAUGUGUCCAAGCUCAUCAUGACGCGCCGCGACCCCUCCAAGGAAACCGUGGAGCAGCGGAUCAUGGUCAUGCAGGACCACAAGAGGGAGAUUGCAGAGGCUGCGCUGGGCAGCGAGGGGACCUCCGGUGGAGCACGCCUGUCGCUGAAUGACCUGCGUGUCCUCUUCGGCAUUCGCCGAGCCGGCUGA
Coccomyxa subellipsoidea C-169 is the source of this 360-nucleotide messenger RNA. RefSeq lists its product as hypothetical. Lineage: Eukaryota; Viridiplantae; Chlorophyta; Trebouxiophyceae; Coccomyxaceae. The transcript has 4 exons. Gene Ontology annotation, cellular component: cytoplasm. The coding region runs from base 1 to 360 and encodes 119 amino acids. The record is from RefSeq and is a predicted model, not a curated record.